Puccinia graminis f. sp. tritici CRL 75-36-700-3 is the source of this 321-nucleotide messenger RNA. RefSeq lists its product as uncharacterized. Lineage: Eukaryota; Fungi; Basidiomycota; Pucciniomycetes; Pucciniales; Pucciniaceae. The transcript has 2 exons. The record is from RefSeq and is a predicted model, not a curated record. Bases 1 to 321 code for a protein of 106 amino acids.
AUGAAUGAGAUGUGGAGGUGGCCGUCUUGCUGGGAGGAACCUAUGCAGACCAGCUUGUUGGAAGGGAUUCCUUCCAACAAGCAGGUCUGGAAGCUGGCUUUCCGGGAGGAACCCCUCCUGGUGGUUGGACUACUUCCUCAAGGUUGGAGGCAUUCCUCUGACAUUGAGACCGUACAGGUCUCAAGGCUGAGAGGGGUUCCUCUCAACCUUGAGACUGUAAAAGGUCUCAAGGCCCAGAGGCAACGCUGCCACAGAUACGAUACGCUGCGUGUAUCAUGGAGAAUUCUGCAAAGCUGCAUGGCCAAAAACCAAAUUUGUUGA